CUUUAUGGCCGGAACGUUUGUAAUGUACUUUGAAGCGAGGCGGACUCUUGUAGGAAGCGCACAGUCAGCGACCUUCCUCAGCAUGAUUUAAUAAUAUCAACUUUAUCUUUCAUAUAGUCUCUUUGUUGCAUGUUAUAUGUGUCAUAGUUGACAUGCUAUGAUAGAGGACUACAUGUUUAUUGGACGUGCUUAUUUCAGGUGAACAAUGGUGUCUAUAUUAAAGAACUCCAUCAGCUGCUGGCGGACGCAAGGACUACAAGGUUGUAUUCAGAGUCACAUGAGAAUCCUGUUUGCUGGAAUUAAAACCUAUGACGUUCCUCCAGACUACAGCGACGUGGUCCUGCCAGACAAACCCAAACUGAAGUUCCUCAACAAGGUUCCCAACUUCAAGAAGGCCAAGAAGGAGAAGAAGAAGCUGAGAGACAUCCAGGGUCCAGCCCAGGCAGCGAACACCUUCACCGUAGGAAGCUACGCUAUCGUGGCCCUGGGAGGCGGAUACAUCCACUGGGGUCACAUAGAGAUGAUCCGUCUGACCAUCAACCGCAAGAUGGACGUCCGCAACACCUUCGCCAAGUGGCGCAUCAACGCGCCCUACAAGCCCAUCACCCGCAAAGGCCUGGGCCAGCGCAUGGGCGGGGGCAAGGGCGCCAUCGACCACUACGUCACCCCCGUGCGCUGUGGGCGGCUGAUCGUGGAGGUGGGGGGCCGGAUAGAGCUGGGGGAGGUGGAGCCCAUCCUCGUUGAAGUGGCCAAGAAGCUGCCGUUCCCAGCCAGGGUGGUGAGCCGGGAGAGUCUGGCCGCCAUGCACGCAGCGCAGGAGGAAAAGGAGCAGAACAACCAGAACCCCUGGACCUUCCGCGAGGUCGCCCAGGGCAACAUGUUGGGCAUCAGGAAGGUUCUGAGCCCCUUGGACCUCCACAAUCACGGGCGCUUCACCGGGAAGUUCCACUUGCCUGGCCGGGUCUGACGCCCUCAUGUUUUAAUGUGUAAUGCUACGGUUGAUUAAGAGUACCACUGUGUGGAAAGUUCACGUCUCAGAAGAUUAAAUGUGUUUAUAAGA
This is a messenger RNA of Gadus macrocephalus (Pacific cod), 1060 nucleotides long. It is a transcript of the gene mrpl16, whose product is annotated as mitochondrial ribosomal protein L16. The transcript has 5 exons. The coding region runs from base 206 to 967 and encodes 253 amino acids. Gene Ontology annotation, molecular function: structural constituent of ribosome; rRNA binding. Gene Ontology annotation, biological process: mitochondrial translation. The record is from RefSeq and is a predicted model, not a curated record. Lineage: Eukaryota; Metazoa; Chordata; Actinopteri; Gadiformes; Gadidae. Gene Ontology annotation, cellular component: ribosome; mitochondrial large ribosomal subunit.